This is a messenger RNA of Chilo suppressalis (striped riceborer), 9983 nucleotides long. Lineage: Eukaryota; Metazoa; Arthropoda; Insecta; Lepidoptera; Crambidae. The record is from the annotation of a GenBank genome assembly.
UGGGUGGCGCGGAAAACGGGUGGGGCGUCGUUCAGUGCGCGCGCGUUGCGUCCGCCGGUGCACGCGUGCAGUAACGCUGCGCUUUGGUGACUAGUUAUUUGUACGGAGUGUGAGGACGAUGGCGGACUGGUCACUCAUGGAGCACAAGUGGCCGCAAAACCAGUACGAUCCGUACCGGUACGCGUACAACCAGUACUACCAUGAGAAUCCGCCGCCGCAGCAAACCCCGCCUUCGUGUAUGCAGCAGUCCCCGCCUUCGUGUAUGCAGCAGUCCCCACCGUCGUGUAUGCAGCAGUCCCCGCCGUCGUGUAUGCAGCAGUCCCCACCGUCGUGUAUGCAGCAGUCCCCGCCUUCGUUUAUGCAGCAGUCCCCGCCAUCGUGUAUGCAGCAGUCAUACAUGCAGCCUCAGAUGCCAGUGCUAUCGCCCGGCGGGCAUAUUUUCGGUGCUCCAAGCUCACCUUCCCUCGUGUCUUUACUCAACGAGCCUUCAACCUCCUGUGGGCUGUUCCUCAGCCCGCCGCCACCGCCGCUGCCGAAACCGGAUAAUCCCAGAGAGAUUCGAAACAAAGCGGAGAAGCAAAGGAGAGAUAAGCUGAACCAAUCCAUCGGUGAACUGGCUUCUAUGGUACCGCCCGUGGUGGCGUCAAGCCGGAAAAUUGAUAAGACUGGCGUCUUACGGUUGACUGCACAUUAUUUGAGGGCCCAUCAGUACGUGUUUGGUGACUCCAUCACUAAGGAUGACACUCAAUUCAGUGCCAUGUCAACUCGCGCGCUGCUGUCCAUACUCAACGGGUUUCUGCUCACUACCACCUACAGGGGGCUCAUUGUGGUAGUCUCACAAAACGUGCAGCAAUACCUUGGUUACACAGAGUUGGAUCUUUUGGGACAAAACGUGUUCAACUUGAUCCACGAGGGGGAUCGUCAGCUCAUGAAGGAUAUGCUGAUGCCGAAGCCGCAUAUGCUCGGCCCCAACGGCGAGCUGCUUGUGCCAGACGAACCCGAGGGCAAGAACAAGGUCGCCGAAAUGCUGGCCAGUGAGAAAAGGAGAUUCAUCAUAAGAUUCAAGAAGUUGUGCCAGCGCUCGGAACCUUGCCAAUACGCCACCUGCCACAUCGAAGGCAGCCUGAGGAAGUCGGAUCGGGCUUGCCGCGGCUACAACCGCUGCUGUCAGAUGGUGCGACGGGCCCGCGCUCGGGGCGACAACCCUUGCAGCAGCGGCAACGAUGUGGUGUUCGUGGGCAUUGUCCGCUUGGCGGCCGAGACUUUCAUCACGGAGAGUAACAUGGAGGCAUGGCGCAUGGAGUAUAGAACGCGGCACUCCAUCGACGGCCAGAUCAUACAGUGCGAACAACGCAUAUCCCUCGUGACCGGCUACAUGACGCACGAGGUGAACGGCAUCAACGCCAUGAACUUCAUGCAUAAGGACGACGUCCGGUGGGUGGUGAUCGCUUUGCGAGAAAUGUACGAUCAACACCGUUUAGUCGGUGAGUCCUGCUAUCGUUUGUUGACCAAGAAUGGUCAGUUCAUCUAUAUGAGGACCAGGGGUUAUUUGGAAGUGGAUCCUAACACCAGGGCCGUGACCAGCUUCGUUUGUACCAACACUGUCGUCGACGAACAAGAAGGCAAACAUUUGAUCAAAUUGAUGAAAAAGAAAUUCAUGCUCAUGUUGAAUACCGCCGAAGAACCACCACCAGAGGAAGAGGUGAAAGAUCAUAAUGACCAAAACUUAUCAGUGGAAGAUCCCAGACAAUUGGAGAAAGUAAUUCUUCACUUGGUCACAAACUUACCGUCGCCUAAGCCUUCUAACGAAGAACGCGGGGCAUCCCCCGAUUGCGUGCCCUCAGCCGGACACUUAGCCAUCAUACCUCCCAAGAAGGAGAGGAUAGUUAGCGCCAUAAAAAAGAUUUACGGUGUCAUCAAAAAUUUUCCAAAAGACUUGCAGACUGUCCGUAAACUGCGCUUGGGUAAGGCAGACACGACCGAUUCUUCGAACGUAGCUUCCAACGCUCUCAUCACGACAUAUCACGAUUUACCAACAAGCCACUCACCACAGCUUGCUAUAGAUACCACCAAACAUCUGUCCAUAUUUAUACGGAGUACAAAGAAUCCAUGCUCUAAAUUGCCAAAUUUCAGCCACGUUUACCAACGUCAGAAUGCGGACAGUAACGGAUCUUUGGAGUUGAGCUUGACUAAACGUUCUCCACCUUUACUGAUACCAAAUGAGACGAUAACAACGUUAGAAGCCCCGUCGACCAGUUAUUCAGGAACAACUACAAUAAGACUCGGAAAUAACGUCGAUGAGUCAAAUCAUAACGGUCAAGAAAAUUCCAUAAAGUAUCGUGUGUGUGUACUGCCAACAGGUGAGAAUAAGAUUUUAAACGAAGUUCAUAAUGCUUCGGCCAAUAAUAUAACAACAGGAAUAAAACGACCCCGAGAAAUCGUUGAAAAUACAGAAACGGAAGCCGCAUCUAAGAAGAAGAAUGCUUUUGAUAAUGUAACGGAACCAACAGCAGAAAAUGUGUUAGACGAGACACCACUGUUGGAAAAUUUGUUCGAUGAAGAACUUUUCAACUUAUCGUAUUCGCAAAUACACACCACAAUAAGUUCUUUGGCGCAAAAUCUUGAUCCGACUUUCCCUGAGCUGCUGAUAUCCGAGGAUGUCCAGGAUAUACUGCAUAAGAUCGAGGAUGGGGCGACUGAAAAUCAGCCAGAAACUUAGAACAAUAGUACCUAGUUUGAUCAAAAUGCAAUUUUCCUUGCUCAUUGCGUGUCAUAAAACACACAUAUUUAAUGUACAAAAUAGGGUUUAAGGAAUAAAUUUAAAUCAAACGAUAAUAUAAUUUAAUACAAAAUAUUUUAUGCAUGUCAAUUUAAUAAUUUUAAUGACUGUUAUUAAUUAUCUUUCUAUUGCAAAAUUUCAUUUCAUUCUUUACUAAGUGUAUGGUGGUCGAAACUAUUGACUUUGCUACCAAAUUAUUAAACGAAAAUAUUAUAUUUAACAAGUAGGUACUGCAGUUUACAGCAACUGUUUAUCAUUUUGGACCGAAUCUGAACUGCAGUGCGAGAGAGUGCAGUUGAGUGUAAGAAUAAAUACAUUUUUUUCGCGAAAUUCGCCGGUGUGAUUUGAUAUUUAUUUGAAAUUCUUGGUCUAAUUUUAUAUCAUACCGCGUAUUCCGAUGUAAAAAGUCAGUUUGUUCUUUACAGAAUAGCGCAACUGAAUCUGUUAAUAAUUUUGAUCAAAUGUAUGUAUAAAUUAUUAGAAUAUAAAUACCUACCUUAAUAAGGUAAUCAUAUUAUGAAAUGACUAUGUAUACAUAAACUCGUAAACAUAUUUAAAUUAUCAUCAAAAAUAUAGUAUUUGAUCCUCAAAAAAAAACAAUUGGUGUUUUUACGUGAUAAUUUAUAAUUUUUUGAUGAUUAUUUAAAUAUUUUCCUUUCAAUUUAAGUAUUUUCUCAUAAAAAAAUACCAUGUUUUGUAAAUGAUUGGAGCCAAAAAAAGGCGCAUAUUUAGCGACCUAGCAAUUUGACUGUGGAACCUCCAUGGUUUGUGUGUGGAGGUUUCCACAUUAUUUUCCAGCCCCUCUAGCAUGACCACCGACACGGGAUAUGAUAAAGCGAUAUAUCGGCAUUAUUUGUCAGACUACUAUGGAGUUUGACAGUAGUCUGACAGUUAAUGUCGAUAUAUCGCUUUAUCAUAUCCCGUUUCGAUGGUCAUGCUAGAUUGGCUGGAUAGGCCCAACGCAGCACUCUGUGUCAAAAACGUAGCUUUGACCUAGCGUAAGCGUCAGUGCAGCGUUGAGUUUGUUACAAUUCUAUGGCAGCACUCUGACGCAGUCGUCAAAGCAGCUGCGGUGACUAUAGGGCAUUACUGUAGCACAAGCCUAAUCUAGACGGCAACGCAGCAUUGAUUUUUGUGAAGUUUCUGUAGCGUUGGCUUUGUGACAUAACCGUAUAUUUGUCCAACGUAGGCGUCGGGGAAGAUUUGACCUUGUGAUAAUUAAGUAGUGAUGGAGUUAUUCUAGUGCAGGUGUCAACGUAGCUUCCCCUCUGUGACAAUACUGUAGCAUUGAUCUACCGCUGGCGAAAAUUCAGUACGUUUAUUGACGAUUCGACGGCAACGUCAACUCAUAAACUUUACGGCAAAAAGUCAACCGGUGUUGACUUAGUGACAAUACUGUAGCAUUGGAUAAUGUAGGUAGUCAUUAAUGUAGGUUAUUGUUAACUGUACGAAAAAAAAUGUAACAUAAAUCAGUUGUUACGUGACGAAUCAAUAAGAAUUUUCAACAUAACUUUUAACCAUAUUAACAUUAUUAUAUGAUAUGAUUUAUAUAUGAUAUAUUAUAUAUAUACAUACAUUAUGAUAUAAUAUACCUAAUUAAAAUAUAACAACUGAGUUCAAUUGAUGUCGCGUGUGCUAUAUUUGGCAAACCUACAAUAUUUUAAUGGCUUAUUGUUAGAAAAAAGGAACUGUCGAUUUUGCUAGUCUGCUGGACAGAUUUCAUAAUUCAACGCCAUAUCUGUCUCAUGAACGUAAAAUAUUGUGUAGUUUGUACAUAUAUUAUCAGUUUAGGAUAUUUAUUCAUAUUAAAAUAAUUCAUUCGUUACAAAGUACGUAUUGUAAGACUUGGAUUCUCACCAGAAACAUAGGUACUUUUCUCAUAUCAAAAACCUAAUUAGUAUGCCGUUUUUAAUAUUUGUAUGAGUAAUAAGUUCUAUUUAUGUCGUGGUAAGGAAGAAUUGUUAUUUAUCAGUGAACAUCCUUACUAAAAGAACCUUAAUAUUUCAAAUAUUAUCUUAUCAAAUUUUGUAAUUAAAACUUAUAUAUAAAGUAUUAUAAUCAAGGCAAGUAUCAAGAUGGACUUGUUAUAGUGUACCUACUUUAUAGCUUAGUGUGUAUGAUAUUUAUGCCAUAUAUUAAGCCAUAAACUUUACAAAUAGUUUGUAAGAGUUUGUAAGAGCGGUAUCAGAAUGACGUUUAUUUCUGCGCGUAUACAGACGUUUCGGCAUACGCGCGCUAUAUUACGCGCUUCAAAAAACCGGACUCGCUUACACGGGCAAUUUUCGGCGAGUCCGCUCAAACCGGUAGUAGUGUAUCUCGCGACUCGCGCUUAUACGAGCUUAAAAGCGCAUAGAUGCUCGUACGAGUUGCGCUUUGGAAAAAGGUGCGCCUUUACGCGUCUACCACGCCAACAUGCAUUUCCAAAGACGAGCUUAUACGCGCACAUAAAAAACUGGUCGGAAAGUGCCCUAAUAUCAUCGAACUUUUGUUAACUUUAUGAACGUAAAUUUGUCUGCUUACAUCUCCUUAUAACCAGCAAACUAUAAAUUGUAUUUAAAGCCUAAAACUGAGAAAGCAUUCUAGACACUACUAUAAUUUUGAACACUUCAAUUAUGCCUUUAAUAUGAGUUUUUUUUUGUUUUGCAACUAAAUGUGAGCUGACAAGUCAGCAUUCUUUAAAGUAACAAAAGUAUUAAAAUUUUAUAUAUAUUUUUUUUUUUAUUAUUAAGAUAUUAGGAAUAUAAAGUGAAAUUAACUUAAAUCACGUAACUGUUUACGCCAAAGACAGAAGUUGUCUCAAUAUAUCGCUGUUGUUAAGUUGUUUUUGAAGAAUUACAGUGAUAUAUAUAUAUAUAUUAAUAUGUUUAGUUGCCCGUUGUAAUGUUAAAUAAACAAACCAGCCUAGUCACUUAAAAAAAAAUACACGUCUUAUAAACUCGAAUGAUACUAUAAAUUAAAAUUAUAAAUAAAACUAGUUUUUACGGGUUAAUGCACGAAACUUUAUUUAUUUAUUGACGUUUCGCAGCCUUUUCAGGCUGCUUCGUCGGAAUGAUUUUUUAUUUAAGUAAUUUUGUUAAAAAAAACAUCCUGACGAAGCAGCCUGAAAAGGCUGCGAAACGUCAAUAAAUAAAUAAAGCUUCGUGCAUUAACCCUAAAAACUAGUUUUAUUUAAAAUUAUAAAGUUGCACACUUGAUCGCAAACUUUGAUAAUCUAUACAAAGUUAUCCUUUACCGAAAAGUUUUUAAAUCAGUAGUGUUAUUCUGCAAGUACCAACUCACUUUUCACCUCGGAAUCCGCGGUGUGAUUUAAACUUAGAUCACGAAUUUUAAAUUACACCGACGAAUUCCGCUGUGAAAAGUGAGUUUGUCCUUAUCGAAUAGCACAACAGUGAGAAAUUUAACUGAUUAUUUUCCAUUAGCAGAAUGAUAUUUUUAGCGUUAAUCACCAGACACCCAUUAAUUUAUCCAAAACUUUCCAUCUUCUUCAACUGACAUUGACGUUACAUAAUACACAAUCAAUAGAGAAAUGUUGAGUAGGUAUCUAGUAGGCAGCUUGUUGUCUGGCAGAUUUAUUAAUAACGUAGCGAACUGUUUACGCUAAUCAACUAUAAAUCACCUUGUUAAUUGGAAUAAUGUAGUGUUUCUUUGUCUUAUUUUGUAGCACAAUAAUGAAACCUUUAGGUAUGCAACGGUAGAACAAACAAUAAACUAUUUUGUUUUUCCCCUCCCUUGCGUGGGAGAUGGGUGAAAUAUUCCGCAUGGAUACCCCACCGUCGGCUGCAGGGUAAUGUCAGACUCUUAAUGACUAAAAAACACCCGCAGUUGCUGCCUCUGGCCGGGAUUUCCCUUAAGGCUUCAUCGGAUACGAGCAUCCCCUGAGAAGGGGACGAUGCAGCGCUGCCUGAUAAAAAAACUAGUGUAUAUGCGCUUCUUUGAAGAGCGUCUCCCUUCCUUAUUUAAAUUUUGAACUAAUUUUAUACAGGUAGACCUUGCGUACAUUAGCUUCUGGAGUUCCUGUAUAUGGUAUAUGGACUUUUCAAAGCUUAGUACGUUCUUUACACUAGCGGCCACCUGCGACUUCGCCGCGUCAACUUUAGUUUUUGAGAAUCUCUCAGGCACCUCACCUUUUUGGGGGGUAUAAAAAGUAUCCUAUGCCUGAAUUCAGGUCAUAAUGUGAAUAUAAAGUUUCAUCCAAAUCCGGCAUGCAUCCAAAAACUACUGGUUUUUGCGUGAUUGAGUAAAAAAGAGAAACAUAAAAAAAAAUCAUCAAUUUGAUAUUAGUAGGAUAUAUUGUAUUUUAACGACUGAGUGUGCAGCUAUAUGUUAUUACUGUUUAGGGAAUAAAUAAAUGGUAAUGUUUAGGUACUAUCGAGUACUAAGCAAUUCAGCGAUAUUUUUACUAAGACUUUAUUUCACUGUGUCAUUGUAUAUUACACAAUAGUGUCUCAUUACUUUUAUUAUUAUUUUUAUUCAUAAAAGUAAGACUGAGUAAUUUUAACCAUUGGGUUUAUAAUUUAAGUAUUUAGUUAAUAUAAAUGAGCAUUUCGUUGAUGAAGAUUUUUGGCUGUUGAAAUUUUGAGCCAGUUUGCUUAGUACUUAAAAUGUAUCACUUCUAUUUAGGAUAGUAUGGUUGUUUGUAUUUAUUCUGGACUUCCUAAUUAACCAAUGAUCAUACAAGGAAUACGAGAAUUCACAAAAGUAUAUUUUUCCCUUUGAUUUAAUUUUGUAAUAUCAAAAUGAUGAUCAUGAUUACGUACUUAGUUAAAUGUUUCAGGUCAUUCCGUUUCAGACCGUUAACCAUUUCUUGCUUGCUUGAUUUCGGUGCGGUAUCGUUUCGUUUGCGAAAGUGACGGGACUGGCGAGUCCAAAGAUUCGGAAGCACUCGUUAGCACUCGGAACAGAGAGGGAUCUGUACAAAAGCGACUCAGUGGGGAAGCUUUCAGUUAAUUAUAUGCACUCGCUAAAGAACCUGUACUGGUUCGGUACAGAAACGAAAACGAAACGAGCCCGCAGCGACCCGAUGAGAAAGGCGCCUUAUCGUGUUAAUUAUGACAACUUGUAAUACAAAUUUGACUUUAACCCCAAAUAAGUACUUAUAUAAUGGUAAUUAGGAAGUCAAUCAGAAAGUUGUGUUUAAUAGUGCGAAUGUUUUCAUAUGUUUUUUUAAAAAAUCUACACAAAUGGACGGUAUUUUCAGGUACCUACACUCUGGUUUCACAGAACGAAUUUAAGACUUCCAUACGUAAUGUUUUCUUGAGAAUUAUAACGAACAUUGUAAUUGAGUGAAUCUUAAUUGAAAUAUUUUGGAGGUGACUGCCGUUUAAGAAACAUUGAAUACCGUUCCAGAAAAAAAACUUUUUAAUACUUAUGCGUAGAGAUUUUUUGACUGAUUUACAUUCAUUGUAACGAUUUAGUGAUUAGAAAAGUCUUAGUGAAUUAGGUAACUGUGUAAUGUUUGUUUGUGUGGAUGUUAUGACAAAUAUAGAAGUAAAUAUGAAAGCUCUGUCCUAUCCACAGGCUUAAUGACAUGAUUUCCUUUUUAAUUAAUCAUGAAAAUUUAUAAUUUCUAAAUUUGCUUAUUAAAAUUCUGUAUCAUCAAAACAAUAUAAUCAUGUCAAAUUUUUGAUAAAAAUACAUAUUUUAAAAUGUAGACUCAGCUAAAGACAUAAGUUCCAUAUACCAAAAAAAAAUCAUUGUUUUGUUAACUCAAAAAUAACGAUGAGUUACAGGUGUGUAUAAAAUUGAAAAUUACUUUCUAUACCUACUUACUGUUGACCAAAGACCUACCACAAGCGAUUAUAGCAACAUUGUUUUACAACAACAACAACACAACAGAAGUGAUAACUUAAACUAAUCUAAGCGGCACUGCGGGUAAGAGAGAGAUAGGGGGAGCCUACCUACCGCUGCCGUAUGCGAGAGAGGAAGGGAAGCCAGACAGACUGGCGCCAUAACGCGUUACGUAACAAAGCGAUAAUUUCUUGUGGGAGGGUAAACUCCCACAAGAAAUUAUCACUUCAAUAAAAAGAUCCGUAAUGAGUCGAAACAAAGUAGCCUGCUUAUUCAUUGUAAUAAAUUGGGAGUAAGAAUAAAAACAAAGAUGUUAAAGCGCAUACGGUAAGGUCCCAAAAUGUCGAUAUGUCUUCUUUUUAGUACAUACCUAUUUCACAUAUUUUUUUUGUAAAAAUUUUUUCACAAGACGAUUUCUUUUACCAAUGCGUGUAAUGUUAAAGCGCCUAUGGUCAGGUCCCAAAAAUGUCGAUAUGUCUCGUUUUUAGUAAAUACCUGUUUCACAUAAUUUUUUUGUAAGUAUUUUUUCACUAGACGAUUUCUAUUAUCAAUGCGUGUAAUCAAUAUUUUGGUGACGAUGCUAUGAGUAAACAAAACUACAACAAAGAUCAAAAUAACAAUACUUAUUUUAGACCUGUAAACAUAUUCAUAUUCCAUUAUGCUUUACAACCUGUAUAUUAUUAUUAUAUUGGAUAAUUUGCUUAUAUUGUGACAAAUAAUACAGAAAAUUACUGAAGCUCAAGAAAUUUUACUUUAGAAUUUAUAUGCCUUCUGAUAAAGUAGCAGCUGAUUGUUUGAUGUUGAUUUUCUCAUGCUUACUUACAUAUAUACUUUCAAACAAAGAUUGAAUUUAGCAAUCAAUUUAGCGUUUCAAUAGAAUUUCUGUAAAUAGCAUUAUUUUAAAGCUUCUUACUUAUUAAUGUGAACCAAUCUAUAAUAUUCAGUCUAUCCUCAUAAAAAUCUUUAAUCCUCUCAGAUUAAAAUAUAAUACACACCUAACUACUAACCUCAAUCACAAUGAGCAAAUAAUUAUGUAAAUGUAUUUACAACGAUGACUUACAAUCAAUAGCCAUACCCUUGGCUCGAACCAAUAUAGAAUUCGAAUAGUUUGCGAGUCCAUAAUGUCACUGUCAAAAGUGUACUGAUUUUUAGUACUCGUUAUGUCCGCUGUGGCGCUGCUGUUCAAGAUUCCAUACAAAAUUUGACAAUGACAUUUCGGACUCGCAAACUAUUCGAAUACGAUAUUGGUUCCUGCUAGGGGUACCGAAUUGGCAAUUGGAAUUGUAAUUUUUCUAUUGUUUCCUAAUUUUUGUUUAAAUUAUACUCAACAUUUAUAAAGACGAUGGAUAAAUGUUUUUAUACGGUAAGAGCUUACAUAAACGUAUUAAGUACGUAAUAAAAUAGUAAAUGUGUAUCA